AUGUCAAACCAAGCUGAGGAGUCCAUCCAUGAUGGGCAUGAUACAGAACGUGUAGAAAAGUCUGCUGGCGUAGUUCAGUCAGAUCAACUCAAGAGUGCGCCACGAAGAUGGAUGAUCGCCGCAUUCUCAGGCCUCUAUAUAAUGACCUUUGUGUUCCAAUUUGGCAAUUAUUCAACUUCGACGUAUGCCGCUUACGCGACAAGUGCUUUCAAGGGCCACUCACUCUUGAGUGCCUCUCGAGUUGUGGAGACUAUCGCGAGUCUGCUUUCUUACCCCAUCGUUGCGAAAUUGUCGGAUAUGAUUGGCCGUGUCGAGUUGUUCGCCUUCUCGAUUGGCCUAUCAGCCGUAUCUUUGGUUCUAUAUGCUGCGUGUCAGAAUGUAGAAACAUAUUUCGUGGCAGGGCUAUUCGAUGCGAUAGGAAAUGUAGGAUUCGGAAUCACGCAGCAAAUCUUCAUCUCCGAUCUUACAACGCUACGAAAUCGAGGUCUCUGGCUUUCACUUCCUGACAGCAUAGCCAGUAUACCUACUCUGUACCUUGGAACUAUCGUUGCCGACGCAUUCUUGAAUCACUCAACUUGGCGAUGGGGAUACGGGAUGUGGGCUAUUGUCCUCCCUGUUGCAGCUAUUCCCCUCCUAUUGACGUUAUUCCUGUGGGAAUACCGGACGAAGAAAACGGUCCAGGAAACUGCGAAAACUCCUCGAAUUCUUCAAGAUAUCCAACCAGAGGACUCAAUCUUGACCAAGACCUACAAGCUAUUCUGGGUCGAACUCGAUUUCCUCGGCUGCCUCCUUUUAAUCGCCGGCCUAUCACUUAUCCUAAUCCCGAUAUCUCUGACGGGUUCGUCGAAUAGCUUGGCAUGGAAGCAUGCCAAUUUUAUCGCUAUGAUCGUCGUGGGUUUUGUGCUCUUCGCCUUAUUCUUCGUCUGGGAUUCUCUAUUCGCCAAGAAGCCCUUCAUCCCUUUCAGAUUGGUCAAGCACAAGACGAUCGUGGCAGCAUGUGCUCUGUCCGUGUGCGACUUCAUGCACUACUCAUUGUUCACAGUGUUUUUCCCGAGUUAUCUUCAAGUAGCAGGGCAUUUCUCCGCUGGACAUGCUACAAGGAUUGACAACUCUCUCCGAGUAGCCUUUCAGAUCGCAUCCCUUGUAGUAGCAGUAUUGAUGCAUUAUUCCAAAAGAGCGAAAAUAUGGGUCCUUGUCGGUGUAUGUCUCUGUAUUCUCGGUCAGGGGCUCGAGAUAUACCUCGUUAACGUCAAUGGGGAUCACCCCGCGAACGAAGCUUCAUUUAUCACUGCGAAGACCCUCGUGGGUGUUGGUAGAGGCUUCUACCAGACUGCGGCUCAAGUAUGCUUACAGGCGGUGGUGGAAAGGGACGAGGUCGCUGUCGCAACCGGGGUAUAUUUCGCGGCGAUGAACUUUGGAGGCGCCAUUGGAACGAGCAUCUCCGGAGCUAUAUGGCGGUCCAAUCUGCUGUACAAGCUAACUUCAUAUCUCCCCGAUGCCUCUAAAUCCAAGGCUAGCAGCAUCUUCGGGUCGAUAGUAGUGGCGCAGAAGUUUGCUGUUGGAUCCACCGAAAGAAUCGCGAUCGACAGAGCCUACCGGGAAACCCAAAAGCUAUUGGCUAUUGCUGCCACCUGUGUGCUGGUCCCUAUGUUGUUGGCGAUGUGGUUUAUCAAGAAUGUUGACUUAACCAAGGAUCAGAAAAAAGGGGAAGAGGAAACCAACAGAAAUAACGCAGCUGAGAAGACUGUUGUUGGGGAUGAUAAGUCCGAUAGUUAGGAAGAAUCCUUUUGUCAUUGAUAUGAAGGUCAGCCAGAUCAUUAGCGUCCUUCUGUUGGACCUUGGUGUUGAAGGAUCUUCAUAUACCAGCUCAGGGACACGGGUAACAUACGUUACCAUCCACAAAACUGGAUCGCACCCAGUAGCUAUUAUUCGUGAGAAAUAUAGGUAAUCCGUGAGACUAAAACGUGUUUGCUCAGUAAUCGAAUCAUCAGCC
This is a messenger RNA of Annulohypoxylon maeteangense, 1993 nucleotides long. Its product is annotated as siderophore iron transporter mirA. NCBI's taxonomy places the organism in Eukaryota, Fungi, Ascomycota, Sordariomycetes, Xylariales, Hypoxylaceae. The coding region runs from base 1 to 1776 and encodes 591 amino acids. The record is from RefSeq and is a predicted model, not a curated record. The transcript is spliced from 5 exons. Gene Ontology annotation, molecular function: siderophore-iron transmembrane transporter activity. Gene Ontology annotation, biological process: siderophore transmembrane transport.